Otolemur garnettii (small-eared galago) is the source of this 5174-nucleotide messenger RNA. RefSeq names its product ubiquitin specific peptidase 22 (gene USP22). The record is from RefSeq and is a predicted model, not a curated record. Gene Ontology annotation, molecular function: zinc ion binding; cysteine-type deubiquitinase activity. Lineage: Eukaryota; Metazoa; Chordata; Mammalia; Primates; Galagidae. The transcript is spliced from 13 exons. Bases 155 to 1732 code for a protein of 525 amino acids. Gene Ontology annotation, biological process: protein deubiquitination.
UCUCCGCGCAGCUCCAUCUUUGUCCAGUCGCAGCGCUUUGUUCCCGUCGCCUGUGCUUUGGCCUUCAAGGCCGAGGAGCAGUCCCGGCGGCGAGCUGGCGUCGUCCUCGCCCCCCUCCCCGCCACCUCCCGUGCGCGGCCGGGCCUUGCCUCCCAUGGUGUCUCGGCCCGAGCCAGAAGGCGAGGCCAUGGACGCCGAGCUGGCGGUGGCGCCGCCGGGUUGCUCGCACCUAAGCAGCUUCAAGGUGGACAACUGGAAGCAGAACCUACGGGCCAUCUACCAGUGCUUCGUGUGGAGCGGCACGGCCGAGGCCCGCAAGCGCAAGGCAAAGUCCUGCGUCUGCCACGUUUGCGGCGUCCACCUGAACAGGCUUCAUUCUUGCCUCUACUGUGUCUUCUUUGGCUGCUUCACAAAGAAACAUAUUCACGAACACGCCAAGUCUAAACGGCACAACCUGGCCAUUGACCUGAUGUAUGGUGGCAUAUAUUGCUUUUUGUGUCAGGACUAUAUCUAUGACAAAGACAUGGAAAUAAUUGCCAAAGAGGAGCAGCGGAAAGCUUGGAAGUUGCAAGGCGUUGGAGAGAAGUUCUCGACUUGGGAGCCAACCAAACGGGAGCUUGAACUGCUGAAGCACAAUCCCAAAAGGAGGAAGAUCACUGCCAACUGCACCAUUGGUCUGCGUGGGCUCAUCAACCUGGGGAACACCUGCUUCAUGAACUGCAUCGUCCAGGCACUGACGCAUACUCCGCUGCUGCGUGACUUCUUCCUGUCGGACCGGCACCGCUGUGAGAUGCAGAGCCCUAGCUCCUGCCUGGUCUGUGAGAUGUCCUCACUCUUCCAGGAGUUUUACUCUGGGCACCGGUCCCCUCACAUUCCGUACAAGCUGCUGCACCUGGUGUGGACCCAUGCACGGCACCUGGCGGGCUACGAGCAACAGGAUGCCCAUGAGUUCCUCAUCGCGGCCCUGGACGUCCUUCACCGGCACUGCAAAGGUGAUGACAACGGGAAGAAGGCCAACAACCCCAAUCACUGCAACUGCAUCAUAGAUCAGAUCUUCACAGGAGGGCUGCAGUCGGACGUCACCUGCCAAGUCUGUCAUGGUGUCUCUACCACGAUAGACCCCUUCUGGGACAUCAGUUUGGACCUGCCUGGCUCGUCCACCCCAUUCUGGCCCCUGAGCCCAGGGAGCGAGGGCAGCGUGGUGAAUGGAGAGAGCCAUGUUUCGGGGACCACCACUCUCACAGACUGCCUGCGAAGGUUCACCAGACCGGAGCACUUGGGGAGCAGUGCCAAGAUCAAGUGCAGUGGCUGCCACAGCUACCAGGAGUCCACUAAACAGCUUACCAUGAAAAAACUGCCCAUCGUGGCCUGCUUCCAUCUUAAAAGAUUUGAACACUCUGCUAAGCUGAGGCGGAAGAUCACCACAUACGUGUCCUUUCCCCUGGAGCUGGACAUGACCCCCUUCAUGGCCUCCAGCAAGGAGAGCAGGAUGAACGGACAGUACCAGCAGCCCGUGGACAGUCUCAGCAGUGACAACAAGUACUCCUUAUUUGCUGUUGUCAACCAUCAAGGAACCUUGGAGAGUGGCCAUUACACCAGCUUUAUCCGGCAGCACAAAGACCAGUGGUUCAAGUGUGACGAUGCCAUCAUCACCAAAGCCAGCAUUAAGGAUGUGCUGGACAGUGAAGGGUACUUGCUGUUCUACCACAAGCAGUUCCUGGAGUACGAGUAGCCUCAUCCGCAGCUGGUCAGAGAAAGUGAAGGCAACAAGCUGGUGACCCUCACGAAGCAAUCCCCAGCCUCCCCGACCUCAGGACACCACCUCCCACAUAGGCAUGACCUGUGGGUCCCUCUGCUCUGGGACCCUCGGGGUCAAACUGACAAACACAGGUGGUGGGGGCUCAGGAACUGCACAGAGACACACCAUAUGAGGGUGUGCUUUGGGCGGGGAGGAAUAGAGUGGUCCUGUCGCCAGGAGCCCCUGUGGUCCUGGGUCUGAGUGGACAGGGAGCCUCGGUGCCAAGCAGCUGCUGCCUGGUGCUUCCUGACACCUCCAGUGUUCUCCUAGCUUGUGGUUCAGAAAGGUCCCCACCUGUCUUAAAAUCAUGAGUCCAUUAAAGCAGUGAGCAGAAAGAUGAGGUGGUGUCUGGGGAGGCUUUGCUGGCCUUGCCCUUCCUGAGUGUGGUGUUAAGCUGCAGAGUGCAGGACCCUUAGGCUCUGUGUUUUCAGCAGCCAGAAAGCAGCCCCACACACCUGUGGGACUGGACACGCUAAAUCGGGUUUCUGAGUGUGUCUGUUUUGCAAGAUAACUUAGCAUCAAACUGCAUGUGGAAGCAUCUCUUGGUUUUCUAGAAAUAGGCAUUUUCUUAUCCUCCACCCUUUUUCUCUUUUUCCACAAUGGUGAAUUUCAUAAAUGUAGUAAUAGCAAAGUGAGUGAAUUACUGAGUUUAUACUGAAAUUUAGAUAGUUGCUCAUUUGUUCUCUAGAGUGAUUCUUGGUUUUACCUGGUGCUUGUUUGUUGCCCCCCAGCAUCUGCAUGUCUGGUCAGUGGCCUCGGGACACAGGGGUCUUUGUUAUCUUAGUCUCUGGGGUAGACAUAGCCUCUCCUGGGCAUUUCCUGGCUCCCACCCUCAUGUUUUUCACCUUUGUCGUCUGUCCCAUCACCCAUCUGUUACUGCUUGGUGGCCAGCGUGCAGGACACAGAGCUGAAGCUACUCCUCUGCUCUGCGUCUGUGCAGUCUUGGGUGGCGGGAGCAGAUGGACCUCCUCAGGGAGCGUUUGGGCAGAGCUGAGGAAGCAGAACAAAACGCAUCACUGCUUGUAAGAUAUUUUGCAUGUAUUGUCUCUUCAAACUGAGAUUGUCUGUUUCUGAGAAAUUAUAACAUAGGGACAUGGGGGAGGAGAUGUGUUAAUAUAGUUUGUGGCGCAACCAUCUCAAGCUGUGCUUGUCCUGGAAGCUCCCAUCUCCACCUGAGGUGUGGUCCCUUCAGUCCUGGAGCACAGUCACCAUGGUGAAGGCUUUGCCAGUGUUUCUCAUGAAGAGCCUGGUGGUUGGCAUUGCCAGCUCUGUGCCUGUCUCCACCUGAGGUGUGGGCCCGUCAGUCCUAGAGCACAGUCACCGGUUUGAAGGCUUUGCUAGUGUUUCUCAUGAAGAGCCUGGUGGUUGGCAUUGCCAGCUCUGUGCCUGUCUCCACCUGAGGUGUGGGCCCGUCAGUCCUAGAGCACAGUCACCGGUUUGAAGGCUUUGCUAGUGUUUCUCAUGAAGAGCCUGGUGGUUGGCAUUGCCAGCUCUGUGCCUGUCUCCACCUGAGGUGUGGGCCCGUCAGUCCUAGAGCACAGUCACCGGUUUGAAGGCUUUGCUAGUGUUUCUCAUGAAGAGCCUGGUGGUCAGCAUUACUGGCUCUGUGCCCAUCUCUGCAGACAGAUAAGCUUGGCCAUGUUUCAAUAAAGCUAUGUUUAUGGAUAUGGAAAUCUGAAUUAUAAAUACUUUUCAUAUGUCAAGAAAGUUUGAUUUAAAAAAAAAAAAACUAAAAUGAGAAUUCUUAGUUAAAAAGCCACACAAAAGCAGAUAGGGACCAGCUCUGGCUUGUUAGCUAAUGAGGCUGAGAGGGGUAGGGACAGCUCUGAACAGGAGACACUAGGGCAGGGGAAAGGCUACCAUGCCCUGGAGUACAUAUGGCAUGAGCCUCAGCAAUGCAAGUCUGAAAAGCAUUUGCUGGAUUAAUUUUCUGUUAUAUGUCUGCACUUGGAGCAAGUGGAGGCAUGUUUUAAGAUGAGCAUUAUUAAAUGUGGGAGGGCCUGAGUCACAGAAGCUGGUCCCAUGUGACCCUACAUGAUAUGGUCUGUGUGACAGUGGGGAAGGGGUUGUUCCUGUUGGGAGGAUUGGCUGUAUGGCGCCCCCCCACCCCGGGGUGCUGAGUGCUGUCUGGUGCCACUGAUGUGCUGGGUGCUGGCCUUGGGCCUUCUGGUGGGGUACCUUGUGGCUCCCCAGGCCCCACCCCUGUCCCUAUUGCUUGUGUUGGGGCCUUAGCUGCUCUAGGAACGUUAGUGCUGGGCAGGGAGAUGGAGCUGUUUCACUUUUUGAAAGGCAUUAUGUUAAACUUUUGUAUCCAAAUUAAUUUCCCUCUGCCCUGGUGCUACCUGCACAUGGCACUAGGUUCUGGGUCUGACGGGAAUCCACUUUGUUAGUGUUGUAUCUUAGAAACCUGAAAGUAUUGGCUUGGACCCCACUUAAGUGCACUCAAUCAGAAAUUUAUUGAAUCUGCACAGGAGACUGUCCUCACACAGUUCCGUCCCAGUAGUGGGCAAGUUGUCUUAUAUAAUUUUUAGAGCCAGCAGGUUACAGAAGUGAGAUGUGGCUGGUUAGCUCAGGUUGCUGGGGUUACAGCUUGGGUAGUCAUGGAUACAGUUUAAGUAACAAUGGUUACAGUUUAGGUUAUAGAUAUAGUUUAACAAUGGUUACAGUUUAAGCAGGCAGGCUCCCACCAUCAUUCAUCUAUUGGGAACUUGGGAGGGUUUUGUGAAAUGGGAGAAGGCAGGGGGAACCAAGGGGAACAGGAGCUCACAACAUUAGGAACAAAAUAUUUACUUGAUGGCUUUGGAAAUCUGUUAUCAGUUCCCCAUCCAGCUAUAAAAUUCAGGAAAAUGGUUUUCCUGUUCCUAGUGACCUCCCUGUGUUGGGCUGCUUGUCACAAAGAGUAUCUUACCACUGAGGGACUCGCUGGCUGGUGUGAGAAACAGCUGGGACUUUGGUGACACUGCUCAGUAAGGUGGAUGGACCCCUCUCCUCAGCCAACAUGAGAGUUGUGAGUGUUGGAUGUGCUGGGGGCCAGGCUGGGCAGGAAGCGGGUGGCUGCUCAGCUGGGUCCCUCCCGGCCACUGCAGCAGGCCCUGGGCCCGUAGUGCCCACGUGCUGUCGUGUCUCUGCUUGGUGUGUGUGCUUUUCAUCAUGUACGGUUACUGUUCUUUUGACAGUUCAAGUGACUGUUUUCAUUUACUAUGACUUUGACAACAAGAAAUAGUAAUGAUUUACUGUGGUUGGAGAUGUUAUUGCCAAGUUGUUUAUGCUUUUUUUCAACCAUUGUUUUGGGGAGCUGUUUGACUCUCUCCUCCUCCUCCCCUACUGGCUUGUAGUCUUCCCUGUGUCAUAAUAAACCUACAAUUUAUUCUGAAAA